Messenger RNA from Aspergillus piperis CBS 112811, 2038 nucleotides. Its product is annotated as HET domain-containing protein. The coding region runs from base 29 to 2038 and encodes 669 amino acids. Lineage: Eukaryota; Fungi; Ascomycota; Eurotiomycetes; Eurotiales; Aspergillaceae. The transcript has 4 exons. The record is from RefSeq and is a predicted model, not a curated record.
UAUACCCUUUUCUUCGCUACUUCCGGCAAUGAAGAUAUCUAGUUCACUCUGCCAGAGGUGCGCAGUCCUCCAGUUCAAUGACGACGAACACGGCCGCGUGGCACAAGGCCCAUGGGGCAAGCCCGUGGUUAUCUUUGAUAAAUGUGCUUGGGAUCCUUCAAAGGAAUGCAUUCUCCUGGAUUAUAAUCUUUUUGACAAUUUGCCCAAUCUUCCUGUCAUGUCGGCCUCUACUGCAUCGGGAUGUGGCAUGUGCCUUGCCAUGCGUGAGAAGAUAGUCCAAUUCGAACGCAGAGCAGAUCCCAAGCACAAGAGCGUGUUGAUCUACAAGUUUUCCAUUUGUUACAAGUCUUAUCCCCAAAGACCGUCCCAUGAGGGCUUUUCUACAAUGUCACAUCUUGCCGUUCAUUUCAAAUUCAAAGGGGAUCGGGAUGACGACAAAUCCGUAUAUACAGUCAGCUUUGAUUUGCAGGCUGACAUAGGUGCGCCUGUAUUUCAUCCUCUCUCUGAUAAAGGCCGGGCCCAGUUACGCAAGCUGGCAAAGAAGUCAUACAGAUUAUCCAGAGACCCACAUCUUCCUACCCGCGUGAUAGAUGUUGGCUGUUGGCUGACUCGUUCAAAGAUGCGCCUAGUGGUCAACCAAGGGUCCCACAAAUGGGCAAACCGAGGCAAAUACCUUGCUCUCAGCUAUUGCUGGGGCAGUGAGGAAUAUGCAGCAAUGCAGCUCAAGACAACUAAAGCGUCAUUACGUGAACAUAUGAAAGAAAUUAAAAUGGAAUCGUUGCCUAAAACAGUCUCUGACGCGGUCCUCGUUUGCCGGGCAUUACGCGUGCGCUAUCUCUGGGUGGAUGCAUUAUGCAUUGUACAGGACAGUCAGGAUGACUGGGAGAGAGAAUCAGCUAAGAUGGCAGAAAUAUACGAGAACUCGUAUUUUACCCUGUUCCCUUUUCAGUCAACUUUAAACCCAUCGAUAUCCGGGUUUUACUACAUACACCACGUCACUGGGUACUACGAUGAAGAGUAUGACAAGUCUCCGCCUGAAGGCCCUUCUCAAUACCCAUAUCCGUCAAAAUUUCUCGGUCUUGGAUAUCUUAAAAAAUCCGCCUUCGACUGCGAUCUGAAAGAAAGUCAAUGGAACACUCGUGGCUGGACGCUUCAAGAAGCGUUGUGUAGCCCUCGUCUACUCCUUUUCGGCACACGAAUGGUGCAUAUGCUUGACGUGCAAUUUCGGCGCUCACAGGAUAUGUCAUUCGAUGAUAUGUGUCAGCCCUGGGGCCAAAAUUUCCACAUAGAUAGAGAACACCGCGAAAGUUCCUUAUCUCCGGAUGGAUGGCGCUCAAUAUCCGCAUUGGCUAGGAAAUUUUCAUCACAGACGGAGGGCAAAUAUUUGGCCGGCAUUUGGAGUGACGAGCUUGAGACUGACCUUCUCUGGGUCCCGAAAGGAUUGACAACAUUAGCGUCCUUCCUGACACCUCCAAAGGAGUAUUUGGCCCCCACGUGGAGCUGGGCAUCCCAGUCCAAUCCGGUCAGUUGGCCUGAACUUUGCACCCUCAAACCUGAAUAUCAAAUCGCAUCUAUGGGAACAACGACGGGCCGGGAUCGAUAUGGGAAAGUGCACAGUGGCUUCAUCUCACUGCGGACCAAACUUGUUCGGUUACCUUCAUCUACAAAGAUGCAUCGCCGCCGAAAAGCGAGCCUUGGCGUUGACUUUCCUUAUGAACUUACAUCAGACGAUGGAGAGUACCUUGCCCAUCUUCGCUUCGACUGGACAGAUCAUGCAACUAAUGACGAUAUUCUCCUUGAAGCAGGACAGGAAAUUGCCCAGUUGUCCCUGGUUCUAAUCUCUAGCUAUUUUUGCGCACACUAUGAACCGAGAUAUUAUCAUCUUGUUGGUUCAUGGCGCAUGUUGGGCUUACUUGUGCUACCGACAGAGACAUCUGGCAACUAUCGAAGAGCAGGAAUUUUCCUCUGGGGAACUUGCGCGUCGGGAGGCUUAGAGCUCUGGGAUGAUAUUGAAACGACUACUAUUACGUUGGUAUAG